Messenger RNA from Mugil cephalus (flathead mullet), 2140 nucleotides. RefSeq names its product uromodulin-like. NCBI's taxonomy places the organism in Eukaryota, Metazoa, Chordata, Actinopteri, Mugiliformes, Mugilidae. The transcript is spliced from 9 exons. The record is from RefSeq and is a predicted model, not a curated record. Gene Ontology annotation, cellular component: membrane. Bases 394 to 1971 code for a protein of 525 amino acids. Gene Ontology annotation, molecular function: calcium ion binding.
GUUUAUGUUUUGUCAUUCUAAGCGAUUAUUUGUACCACUCUAUAGAUCCACUAAACUGCAAGGUCUCCAUAAUAUUUGAACAGUGAUAAAUGAUUGGUUGUAAUGUCAUAAAAUUAAAUGAGUCAUGUCUUUGUGUGGCAGUUCUGUCUGAGUGAGACCCUUUAUCUUUUUACCAAUGCUUUAUGACGUCAGACUCCUUUGAUAUCAUAUGAAUCAAUGUUUUACCCAUUUAUGAUUAACAGAUCUAUAAAUUCUCACCCUCACUGGUACUUUUCUCAUUUAACUUUCCCACUACCUAAAAGAUUACUUCUCCAGGGUAAGUACAGAUGUUUGUAGGAUAUAUAUAUCUAUUAGUAGGAUUUUAAAUCACAUUUGUCUUUCUCAGCAGCUUGGAUGUGGUCCACAAUGCGAGGGCACAGGGCAUUCUUCAUGCUCAUACUUUUACAUCUUUUUAUCAAAACCACUUCAGGGGCUCUUGUUUCCAGCUGUGAUUCAUGUCAUGUGGAAUCCACCUGCUUGGAGUCACAAGAAAGAGGCGACUCUUUCUCCAGCCAAGUUCUCUCUUGUGUCUGUAAAGACGGUUUCGUAGGUGAUGGUCUAAGCUGCUACGACAUAAAACUCUGCAAUGACUCGUCGUGCUGUAGUCAAGGUUUCCACUGGUCACCAGACAGUGGAUGUGUGGACACUGACGAGUGCUCCCUCUCUAACCCACCCUGCACGCCACCUGAGAUUUGCUACAACACACCAGGAUCAUUUGAAUGUCUGGUGCCUUCCUCCAGGACCAGAAGCACAGGAGUUGAGGGUCAGGUCCGUCUGGCCAAUGGAGGAAACAGCUCUUGCUCUGGCAGAGUGGAGAUCUUCCACAGUGGACAGUGGGGGACAGUGUGUGAUGAUUCCUGGGACCUGAAUGAUGCUAACGUGGUGUGCAGACAGCUGGGCUGUGGAAGGGCUCGUUCUGCGCUCCAAAGUGCAGCAUUUGGACAGGGCAGCGGACCCAUCUGGCUGGAUGAUGUCAGAUGUUCUGGAAAUGAAUCAUCAAUAACAGACUGUGGACAUCUGGGGUUUGGAAUCCACAACUGUGGUCAUAAUGAAGAUGCAAGUGCUGUAUGUGAAGUUCAGCAACCUUCACUUCAGCCCACCCAACUUAUCUGUGGCCGUGACAAACUCCAGGUAGGACUCCUUUUGAGUAACGUGGUUUCUGCUGGUUUGGAUCCAUUCUCUGGCAACUUGGCUUCUCGCAAUUGCUCCUGGGUCACAAUACGCGAUGAUAUUGUUUGGUACGAAGUGGAGGCUAAGGCCGGUGCCUGUGGAAACAUCCUGAGUACCAACCGCACACAUGCCAUCUACUCCAACACUUUAUUUAUCUAUCCAACUAAUGUAUCCUUUGCUGUUCCUGUGAGUCUUCCCUUCUCCUGUGCUUAUUCCCUGGACACAGACACCAGCCUGAACGUGGCUAUCAGACCAGAGCUAUCGUUGGCAGGUGGCAUUUCAGGUUCCGGUCCAAAAGCAAGAGCCUCAAUGUAUCUGUUUCGUGACUCCAGCUACACUGAGACUUAUCCUGCAGGCAGGGUUACCCUCCCUGUGGGCUCACCGCUGUAUGUGGGUGUCUUUGUGGACAGGAGAGACCCAAGCUUUACACUUGUUCUGGAAGACUGCUUUGCCACUCACUCAUCAAGCCCUAAUGAUCCCACACAAUACCCUCUGAUCCACAACAAGUGUCCAACAAGCCGCCAGCAGGUGUCGGUGACUGAGAGCGGCUCAUCCCUCCAGGCCCGUUUCUCUGCUCUGUUGUUCCUGUUCCAGGACGGAUACAGAGAUAUUUAUCUUCACUGUGGACUCAGCCUGUGUGACCGAAGAAUCUCCUACUGUGUUCCUAACUGCAGAAGCAGGACACAACGCUCUGUUUCCAGAUCUGCUUAUCUGAAGCCCAUCACCAUUGGACCAAUCAUUUGGGACAAGCCAGCAGAGUGACCUGCAGCAUCCAAUAAUAGAAAUUUGAAAGGAUUUUUUUUAUUCAUAGUACAUAAAAUAAAAUGUAUUACACUGUAUAAUUAAAGUGUACUAUUCAUUAGUUCUACUGCCAUUGUUAUCAAACUAUUAUCAAAAUCAAUAUGUCACAAUAAAAAUUAGGGCACUAACA